AUGGCUUCCCAACCAGUUGAAACCAUUUUUACCAAACUUCAGCAACAGAGUACCAGCUCAGCAUCUCUGCAGUUGUGUAUUCAAGCCGUCCAAAAUCUUUCGGCUGAGGAGCAAAAUGCUCUGGUUGCAUUUGAGCCAGCGUAUAGCCUGACAGCCGCAGACAGACAGGCAUUUACAAGAGCUGCAAUUCAGGCCCUCUCAGCCGAUGAUGUUGACGGAACACUGUCGGACGCUGCUAACGGUGCCUACGAUGCAGCCAAUAAUAUCUUUGAAUUACUUAUGUCUUUCGUUCUCAACUGCAUUUGCUAUGAUAAUCAGUUCGGCACGAACUACACCGAUGAGAAACUUACGCCAAUACUUGUGCGAUAUAUUAAAACAAUGGUAGACAGCGUUCCCUUCGCCAACCAAGUUGCACAGUAUGGAGAAAAUUUCGACGAGGAGGUGAUUGCGUUCUGCGCAAAUCAGGACCUGAGCAUUGAUCAAAGACUCUCCAAAAUUAGGGGAUACAUUUCUGAUGCUGAAGAAUUCGAAGCCAAGGCAACGGAAAUACAGAGCACCCUCGACAAAAUUCAGGAGGAGCUUCUAGACCUCCUCAAUGAGAUCAACAACCGCGUCAAAAUGUGGGCUAAACCUAGGAGCCCCUCAGCUCCUCGUCUGGCUGUUUCGGCAGCGAAACCGCCAUUUAAACUGGGGGUAGCGGUACUUGAUGCCCUGCUUUCUACACCCCUCCGCCCAUUGAUCAUGAUCGCAGGACUUCUUGGACUGGGAAAUCCUGAGGCCGUACGUUCUGCGUAUGCAAUUGCGGCAUCCGAGGUGGUACGAAUGUCCGCAAAGAAACCAACUGCUCUCACCAUACUUCACGAACUUCGAUCCGUAGCCAACGGGGACGAUGUCAACGCAAAGUACUUCUCUGAUUUUAGAGACAAUGUUAGUGUCUUGAAUACCUACUGGAGUGCCACCAUUGUCGAUGCUAGGUCCAUUGAAACCUGGCUGGAGGAUGGGGCUUCUUGGGUGGACUUCCCGGAGUACAUGGAACUAAACCUCAAGCAAGGAGUCCGAACAUAUGUGAAAAUUGCAAAGUACCUGAGGUCGUACGCGACUCAGAUCGACAGUCUCCAUUACGAUGAGCUACUGGAGGCAGCCGGUUACGCUUAG
Messenger RNA from Aspergillus alliaceus, 1155 nucleotides. RefSeq lists its product as uncharacterized. The transcript has 8 exons. Lineage: Eukaryota; Fungi; Ascomycota; Eurotiomycetes; Eurotiales; Aspergillaceae. The record is from RefSeq and is a predicted model, not a curated record. Bases 1 to 1155 code for a protein of 384 amino acids.